AGCCCACAGAAAUUUUAAAAUUCAAACAGACAAUAAUCCAUAUCUGACUCCAUCCAAAAUAAGAAACUUCUAUCCAUUUUCACUCUCUAUAUAUUAUAAAUAGACAUAUAGAAUUAGAGGUAGAAUCAUAGAUACGGAGAGCACUUGUCAUCAAAGAAAAAAGAAAUGAGCUUUGGAGUGAUAAUAUCAGGAAACGAAGCAGCUGGCUUCAACCUCUGCGCAAAACCCAACGACCACCUAUCUUCAAAAUUCUCAAUGUCUGAAGCUUCUUCUCAACUUCAAUUCAAAACCCAUGUCACAAAACCAAGCAUUUCCAUUAGAACUCGAACAAAGGCGACCAUUAACAACCUGUAUGGUACAGCACAGACCACAGAGAGCUUCUAUGAGCUGUUGGGCAUAUCAGAGAGCGGAAACCUUUCAGAAAUCAAGAAGGCGUACAAGCAACUGGCUCUGAAGUACCACCCGGACGUGUCGCCGCCGGAGCGGAUGAAGGAGUACACCAGGAGGUUCAUUCGAGUACAGGAGGCUUAUGAGACUCUGUCCGACCCCAAAACAAGAGCCAUCUAUGAUAGAGACUUGGUUGGUGGUUUGAACCUGGCUCUCUCCACAAGAAAACGGUCUCAAUAUGACCAGAGAUUUGACGACUGGGUUGAAUGGAGGAACCGUUGGCAGUCUCAACUCAGUGAGUUAAAGAAAAGGAGGGAAAAUAAGGAUUCAAGAAGGCAUGCGACAUGGGAAUCUCGAGGACGCAGGCAAAGAAGUCAAACAAUAUUUGAUGAUGAUGAUGAAUCAUUCUCGUCAUACUAAGAAGAGUUUUACUUUUGCAUUGCUUCUUCAUCUAACAGAGCAUUCCUUUUACAUGCUUUGGCUAUAGCGAGAAAAGAAACAGAACCAGUUCUUGAUUAUUACAAUUUGUCAAUUUAGCCCAUGUACGUACAUAUCAUUUUUGUUCCAAAUAAAUACUACUGCCUGCUCUACAUGAUGGUGUUUUUCAAGUAAA
This is a messenger RNA of Cornus florida, 1000 nucleotides long. RefSeq names its product chaperone protein dnaJ 20, chloroplastic-like. The record is from RefSeq and is a predicted model, not a curated record. The transcript has 2 exons. Bases 166 to 807 code for a protein of 213 amino acids. Gene Ontology annotation, cellular component: chloroplast. NCBI's taxonomy places the organism in Eukaryota, Viridiplantae, Streptophyta, Magnoliopsida, Cornales, Cornaceae.